AUGUCGCUCCGCAGUCCGCCUGCCUUUACCAUCUUUAUAAAGUGUCCAUCUGGGAACUUUGCGCUCGUCGUCAAUGGAAGUUCAUCCAUUCAGAAUAUCUUAGAAAUUCUAAGACAGAAAGUCUCCAGCAGACAGGAUGUUUGCGGUAUCUUUUCAAGUCCAUUCCAUUUGUACAUGCAUGGCAGAUGGCUUCCUUUAUCCGCCAUGGAGACGCUGGAUGCUCUGAACGUGAGCGACCUUUCGACUUUACAUUUCCGAUCACUGCUGCUAGGGGGUGCCAGCCCAGUUGAUCCGGUCGAUCUUACCUUCGCACUAGAUGAUAGUUCCGAUCAUUGCAAAUACCAGCAUUGCAAAAGUCGCAAAGCGAAUGGUGAUCCAUACAAGUUUCAGCCAGGGGAGGAAAAGUUUCAAAUGAAGGCAUGUUUGUGCAAGGAUGGGCCUGCUACGUUGAGGAACCUGGGGACUGAGACCCUGACCUUGACGACUUGUAAAUCCUGUGCUGCGCUUGCGUCAAAGAAAAAAGCUGCAUCACAGCACGCAAGACAUCUAUCGAAGAAAGAUGGAGUGGUGUCAUCCUCCCGCCAGAUGGCACCACCACCCGUUCCAACGAUUCCAGGAAUUCACCUGCUCGAAGUAGCCGAUGCUAUUCUGAAAGUCAUUGCAUCCAUCCCAAACACCCUUUCAAUUGAUGAAAGUGUCAAGAAGGCCAAAGCAAAAGGAGCUGUGCCGGAAUCGAGGUUGCCAGUCGCGAUAUCAUCGUUGCUGAACAAAAAUGCCCUUAAAACCAGUUAUUCGCCUGCUCAUUAUCUCUACAAUUCUGAGAAGGACAAGUUUCGCAAGCUCGCGGUAGAAGGUCAAGGCGUACUUGCAAAGGUCUUUGUUCAGGUCAAAAGGGAAAAUGGGACAAGGAAAGGCAUCUCCUUCCACAACAUACAAUGUGGUGUCACCUUUCCUCCUCUGACUCCCCAUGCUGAAGUCAUGCAAUGUGUGCUCGAAAGCCUGCUUGUUUUAGUACAAGCCCAUCACAAAGUGAAGGGCUUCAAGUUCACUACUGACGAUUUCUUCAUUGUGGACUCUGGGUGGAUACCCGUUCUGGAAGGAGAUUUAACGAAACCAACAGAGUUGUUUUAUAAAGGUAUAACCAAAGGGCUCUCAAAGAAGGGCACACCAGUCGGAGGCUUGAAAUAUUCUCAGAGAGCCCCUGAGAACUGGUAUGAUUAUCAUCAUUAUGUGUCAAUUUACGUUGAUUUCUUUCAAGUUAUCCCCUGUCAAGAAUGGAAAGGGAAGAAGCGCGAAGAACCAGAACUUGAUUCAGAUAUGGAUGACCUUUCGGAUAUCGAUUAUGUUUCAAUUGUUUCCGGACCACCUGAGUCGACCAUCUCAGCGAAUAGCGAACGGUCCAUGUUCCUCAAAACGGGCGGUGGGUGA
Desarmillaria tabescens is the source of this 1428-nucleotide messenger RNA. RefSeq lists its product as uncharacterized. The transcript has 10 exons. Bases 1 to 1428 code for a protein of 475 amino acids. NCBI's taxonomy places the organism in Eukaryota, Fungi, Basidiomycota, Agaricomycetes, Agaricales, Physalacriaceae. The record is from RefSeq and is a predicted model, not a curated record.